Paramecium tetraurelia is the source of this 3384-nucleotide messenger RNA. RefSeq lists its product as uncharacterized. The transcript has 7 exons. The record is from RefSeq and is a predicted model, not a curated record. Lineage: Eukaryota; Ciliophora; Oligohymenophorea; Peniculida; Parameciidae.
AUGAGUUCUGAUUUUUUCCUUAAUUAGGAACAUAAUUACUAGGGAGAAGAACAUCAUGAUGAAUCAAAUAAUUGGUAAUUUAGAGGACCAAUUCGAUUUACAUUCAAAAUUGAUCCUUUGGAAGAUGGGGAUUGCACAGUGAAACCACCAACAGUUGGAAGUUAAUAUAUGGAUAAUUCAAUUUCAUAAUAAUCACAAUAACUGGAAUAGAUAAACAGUCCAAAAGUAGUUUAGUUUUCGCCUCCAGACUCAAUAAUAGAGGAUAUCCCUUUAUUUUCCACACAGAAGCAAGAGCUAUAAAAGGGUACUAAAGAUUUCAAAGAUCGACCACGAACAAAUACAACGCAAAAUGAAUUUAUGAAGAACUUUUUAAAAGCUGUUAUAGCAAAAAGUUAUUCCAAUCGUUUUAUUGAAAACAUGCUACAAAAGUCAUAUGUAAAGUAACCUUUUCAUUUUUCUCAAUUUUAAAAUUCUUUGAUGGAUGAUCUCAGAUAUAUUUAUUAGCACAACAAAUCUUCACAACAUUGGUUGAGUGCGAUUUGUAAGCACUUAAGAUUUUUUCCAAUUUUGGAUUAAAGCAGCUAUUUAGUGAUUGGAUGGUAAAUAAUCUACAUUUUAACAAUAAUUACAGUAUUUUUUUGGACUCCAUUUAACAUAGCCUUUGGUAUCACAUAUCAAUAAAUUGUGUUUGGUGGACUAUCAGUUAAAAAUGUGGAAAGUUAUUUUCUAAUCACAAUAUUAUUUGACGUAUUGGUUGUUAUAAAUACAUCCUAUAUAGAGAAGGGAAUAAUAAUAAAAUCAAGGAGAUAAAUAUUUACAAAUUAUUUGGCAGGACAAGCAGUUUAUGAUUUAUUUUCAUUUUGUGCCCUUUUGAUUGCAAUAGAAUUUGAAAUUGAAACUUCAAGUGAAAAAUUAGGGUGGUAAUUGUGUCCAUAUUGUUUAUACUAUUGUUGUCGAUUGUUUAAAUUACAAGAACGAGUACAUAAAUUGGAAGAGUUUUUCAAUCUCAAUGCAUCCUAUUAAGAUUUUAUCGAAUUAAUUAAACUACUUUUUAUGGUCUUGUACGUAGGACAUCUAUUUGCUUGUUUAUGGCAUGGCGUUGCUUUUUAUUAAAAGGGUUAUCGAUAAACUUGGAUAGAUGUAUAUGUGAAUGAGUCUGAUAUGUUUUCAGUGUACAAUUAUGCAUUCUAUUGGGCAGUACAAACUAUGAUCACUGUAGGAUAUGGCGAUAUAACUCCAUAAAACAAUGCAGAAAGAAUGUGUGCAAAUAUUAGUAUGUUUUUAGCAUGUGGAGUCUUUGCUUUCUCAUUCAAUUCCAUAGGUUUAAUGCUAAGCAAUCUCAAUUCUAGGUAGGUCUUAUAUAAAAAAAGCAUCAACUUGUUAAAUUAAUAUUUGGUUAAGAAUCAAAUUAAAAUUGAUUUGCAAUCACGAAUUAGAAACUACUAUGAUUAUAUAUUUCAAGAGGAACAAGAAAUCAACGAUGAAGAAGUUUCUCAAAUUACAGCAAAGUUAUCAAGUAGCCUUUAAGAGGAACUUAAUUUUGAGAUUCGUUACAACGUGAUGAAAACUAACAAAGUCCUAACCAAGUUCUCCUAAAAGGUCUUGAAGCAGUUGUCACUUCAAAUUGAAGAAGUAAGGUUUUCACCAGAGGAUCAAAUAUUAUAAUAAGGUAUUUGUGAUGAUGCUGCCUUGUAUAUAAUUACCAAAGGAAAUGUGUGUAUUUAAUUUCAAGAUGAAAACAAAGGAAGCAACACAAGAGCCCUAUCAAAUCUAACCAAGGGAUAAUCCUUUGGCGAGUAUUCAUUUUUCACAGGAAUGAAUAGAACUGCAACUGCUAAAAGCUUAGGAUUUUCAAGAGCCUACAAAAUAACCAGACAAUAAUUACUGAUUGUAUUAGCUUAAUCUCCCCUUGACUUGGAAAGAUAUUCCGAAGUCAGAGAUAGCAUUCUACUCUCCAGUAAUUAUCAACCCUCUAAAUUAAGUUGUUAUUCUUGUAAAAAGUUCACACAUCUCAUCAAAGAUUGUCCAGUCUUACAUUAUGUAGCAGAUCAAGAACGAGUCUUAAAAAAAGAGUAUUUCCCAAUAUACCAAGACAGAAGUCAGAAAUUUAAAAGGAAAUACGAACGCAAAAGGUUUGAAACUUUGAAAGAAUGCAAAAAAACUAUGGUAUUAGUCAGGGAUUUCUAAACCAAAUAAGUUUUAGAUAAUGUGACAGUCAUGGAUGAUGAAUUAGAUGUAUCAUAUGAUGAUAAUGAAUUAGAUAUAUCUCCCCCAGAAUAUUCAUCUCUUACUAAAAGCUUGUCAAAAAUCUCUAGAUAACAAUCUUAAAAUAGAAGUUAUUCAUAAGAUAAUCAUUUGUAACCUAUUUAAGAAAGUGAUAGUUCUAUGGAGAGCGCCAGUCCUAAUAAGCAAAGAGUCAAGUAAGUUAAAUAGACCUUACAAACGGCUGGAUUUGGUGUUAGCGAAUCACUUCAUAAUAGACUUGUUUCUAUUUAAGAAGAAUAGCUAACAGAAUCAAUUCAUGACAAGCCAUUAUAAAAUGCUGCCUAAUCUAAUCUUUAAAAAUUAGAAGAUUAUAAAUUUUCCAUGAAAAAUGAUUCCCUUGGACUCCCCACUCUGGCUGAAAAUGCAAGGUCAUCUGGCAGGAAGAUCACAUUGGUUCGUAAAUAAAAAAAAGAAGACUCAUAAAAACUAUUUUCAUCUUAAACCUAAGUUGAUUCAAGGGAGAGAGGUUAAUCAGCUCAAAAUUCAAAUAGGAAACCUAAAUUAAAGGAUAUCAGAGAAAUGUCAUAAGAAAUUGCAAUAAACCCAUCAGUAUAAUCGAUUGAUAAACGAGAUCAAUUAAGGAGAAAGACUACAAAAACUAAUAGGAGCAAAACUGCAAAAUCCCUCAAAACCAAAAUUUUAGAUAAUCACACACACACAUUAAAUUAAGAAUUGUCAAGUCCUAACUACGAUGAGUAACAUGUUUCUAUGGAAUUAGAGGGAUUUGAAGCAUUAAAGAAUUUCUAAUGUUAUUUUAGUUGGAAUAACCCAAAAGUGAUUGUUGCAAGAGCUAUGAGAACUUUAAAAAUGAACAUGGAUAAAAGGAAAAACUUUGGGAACAUCUUUUCAUUAUACACAUUCAAUAACUUGGCUAUGAAUAAGGCUUUAAGAAUUAAGAGGAAAUUAAAGUUGAUUGAUGAUCCUCCUAUUUAAACAACUGAUAUCAAAAAGGGACAUCCAUCAAAAUCCCCCAAAUAAACUAGAAUAAGCAUUAAGAGAAAUACUUCAACAUAGGAUGUUCUUGGUUUUCAACCUAAAAAACAAAUUUUGGAGUCAUAAAUUUAAGUUUAAGGACAUACAUUCAAUAAAAUUCAACGAAAUGAAUUUGAACUUAAAUGA